UAGACGAUAGAAUAGAAUAAGAGGGGAGUAUCUGGUUAAACUACUUCAGAGGGCCCGGUCGAGAUUGUUUGCAUUCGCCACACCGCUUGUGUUAUCACUCGGCAGUGGCAGUGGCAGAGGGUGGCGGUGGUGUGGUGGGGUGUGACGCUAGUGGUGAGAACCCUGGCUGCAAUCCGAUAAAAAUUCGCGACAACCCAAUCCCAAUCACGACAGCAUAUAGCGAGCAGCAAACCACCAGCACCACCAGCAUCACCAGCACCACAAGCACUUGACCAGCUUGUCGUCGUCGUCGCUCCUGCCCCUCCACUUCCACAGCCGUACACCCCCUCCUCCCACCCACCAUGGCGUCCGACGAGAUCGUCUGGCAGGUCAUCAACCAGCAAUUCUGCGCCUUCAAACUCAAAACCACGAAAGGCACCAACUUCUGCCGCAACGAGCACAACGUGACGGGACUGUGCAACCGGCAGUCCUGUCCGCUGGCGAACAGCCGGUACGCGACGGUGCGCAGCGAGAACGGUAUUUUGUACCUGUACAUGAAGACGAUCGAGCGGGCGCACAUGCCGUCGAAGCUGUGGGAGCGGAUCAAGCUUUCCGAGAACUACGCGCGGGCGCUCGCACAGAUCGACGAGCGCCUUAUCUACUGGCCCAAGUUCCUGGUGCACAAGUGUAAGCAGCGCAUGACGCGGCUGGCCCAGGUCGCGCUGAGGAGUAGAAGACUGCUGCGCGAGGAGGAGCGCAUGGGUGAGACUGUUGUUGCCAAGAUUGCACCGAAGGUUAGGAGGAGGGAGAGUACACGCGAGAGGAAGGCGCUGGCCGCGGCAAAGGUCGAGAGGCAAAUCGAGAAGGAGCUCAUUGAGAGGUUGCGCAGCGGCGCCUACGGCGAGCAGCCGCUGAAUGUUGAGGAGGGCAUCUGGAAGAAGGUUCUGCGCGGGCUGGAGCGGGGCGGGCAGGCGGAGCGGGAUGUGGAUCACGACGAGGAGGAGGAUGAGGAGGUAGACGAGGAUGAGGAGGAGAUCGAGGAGGAGGGCGAGGUUGAGUAUGUGUCCGGAGACGAGGACCUCGAGGACGAAGAGGAGAAUGAGGGCCUCGGCGAUAUCGAAGACUGGCUCGGUAGCGGCGCUAGCGACUUCGAGGAGGGCGACGAUCUCGAGGAUAGCUCCGACGACGAUGACAGCUCCGACGACGACGAGGAGAAGGCCCCCGUCAAGAAGAUCGACGACAAGAGUCGCAAACGUCCUGCGCCUCAGUCCGCGAAGCCCAGAAAACGUGGUGCCAGAGUCGAAGUCGAGUACGAGGAAGAAAGGGAAGCUCCACAGGUCUCGGCCAAGGAGUUGGCAUUCUAAUCCACUCACCUUCUACAUGUGCUUUUGUUACACGCGUAUGCCUGUCUGUUCACUGUUCUUCCUUGUACAUAAUAAAUGCGCUCGGUGGGGGUUUACUUUCAUUUGCUGUCUGGGAAUAACUAAAAAGUUUUGCUUCCAUGUCAUACUAUUGGAUGCACUGCCUCAGACGAAGGGGACUGAA
Tricharina praecox is the source of this 1524-nucleotide messenger RNA. Its product is annotated as ribosomal L28e protein family-domain-containing protein. Gene Ontology annotation, biological process: maturation of 5.8S rRNA; maturation of LSU-rRNA. The record is from RefSeq and is a predicted model, not a curated record. The transcript has 3 exons. Lineage: Eukaryota; Fungi; Ascomycota; Pezizomycetes; Pezizales; Pyronemataceae. Gene Ontology annotation, cellular component: preribosome, large subunit precursor; nucleolus. The coding region runs from base 342 to 1343 and encodes 333 amino acids.